GUUAUUGUUGUUUUAGAAAUGUGUGUUCACUGCUCAAUUAUUCUGACAGCACUCCAAAUCUUCAGGUCAUCUGCUCAUUUUCAUGUCAUUUAAUACCUAAAUACAAUUCUGUAUCAAUUUAUUUAACUGUCAGUUCUGCAGGAAGACAGUUAAAUAAAUAGGACUUGUACAAGUAAGGUAGAAUAAUGAGUAACAAGCUUCCAUUGGACAAUGACAAUAUUUACAACAGAAAUGAUGUAAACAAUGAGCAGAGAUAGACACCAGACACUGGACUGGUGCAUCACCCUGGAUGUAAACUGUAAACCAAGAAACAUUCAGUAAACAAACAUGUCACUUCCAUGAGACAAAGAGUCAACGAGUGCAAGUAAAAGAACUGAUGAUGGUUUUAGGACACACUAAAAUCCAUCAGUGACUAAAAGCUAACAGUGAAAUGAACUCACCUACAACCAGGGCUUGCUGAAGCUGAUUUCCACCCUUAACAUCCCUCAGCGAUGGUUUUGUUGUAAGAUAAAGAGAUUUGGGUUCAAGGUCAAGGUCAUCACUCCAAGUAGCAUGGCCGGUGCUUUGCCUGACUUAGGGGGUUAUAUUUCCCUCAUCCGUUCUGCACACAUUUUCCCUUGUGUAGAUCCCUCUGAACUAGCUCAAGGGCAGCGCAGUGAUGCAGUGGGUGCAGCGACAAGGGCCUGGGUUCGAUUCAUGUUCGCCUGGUUUGCAUGUUCUCCCUGUGUUUACGCGGGUUCUCCGGCUUCCUGGUUCUCUGAGUCUAGCUGUAUUUGGCCUGAAUUCCCACACUCUCGAAUUGCUUGAGCAGUGAAGUUACACAGCUUGUAUUUAGCAUUAUAGCAUCAGUUAUAUCUCUACCACUGCGAUAUCAAAGAUCCUAAGGAAUCUAAGGAUAUGCCAAAUCAUGCUAGCUAUCACAUGCGGUGAGGUAUAAGCCAAAGAACAACAUAUGCUAAGCUAACUGCUAGCUAAAUAAACAAUGUAAACAAUAAAAUAACAUCACAUACAGCUCAUGUUAUUGGCAACCCAAUCAUAUUCUCUGUUAUUCCGGCGUUCUGGGAACUUAUCCAAUCACUCUCUUGCUUGUCUAAAGUGAUUUAUUGGUCAGCCAUUAUUAGUGGGUGGAAGUAGUGUCAAUAAUAUGUUGGUGAUUUUAUGCCAAUUGCAUAGCUUCUGAUGAGAAAAAUUACACCUCAUUGGUAACAGUCAGUUGUUGCUAGGCAAAAAUAUGGCUGAACAGACACCUGCCCCCCCACCUGCCCUCUGGUGGCCAAUGUGACAGAUGUUGACAAGCGCUAGAUAAUGACUGUAUGUAAAAGUUCUUUUUCUUUGUAAAUUGUUGUUUUUUUUAAAGAUGAAAUUAUAUUGUCAGUUUAUUUAUCCUUUAUUAAUUUCAGUUUGUCCUUGUGAAUUUUAUUUAUUGAACAAUCCUUAUUUGUUUUGCUUUGACACCUGUGUUACUGUACAUCGCCCUUUUGAGCUUCCUGGGUUUCCGUAGUCCUCACGUUCUCUCCGCUCUCAUAAUGCAACGGCUGAGGGUAGGUUGUACAGAGAAACGUGGCUCAUGUUAUUUUUAUGUUUUCUCAUAAAAAUGUUUUAGUUACGUUGUUGUUUUAUCAGUGUGUAAUUUUCUGUCUAUUAUAUUACAAUAAAUGUAGUUCUUUUGUUAUUUAGGACUCUUUUGUAUGGUUCGUUCGCUCAAAGUUAGCUUGGCGCCAUUAACUGCCUGAUAUUAGUCACUAAUGAAGCCCUGACAACUUUAAUUAGUGUACAAUUUUAUUUCAAUAUUUAUAGGAAGUGAGAUGUGCAGUACAGAUUCGGAGACAGGCUGUGUAUUGCGUUGCUGUCUUCAACAGAGCAAAGGAGAACAACCCUCGUGUCUUCUUCAGACAGAACUGAAACAUUUUACUUUUUGUUUUAUAUCAGUAACACUUAGACUAACUUUUACACCUUGGCAGCACACAAGUGUUCACUAUAUUAAGAUAAGAAGAUAAGAAAAACCUUUAUUAGUCCCACAGUGGGGAAACUACACACAACAGCAAGUACAGGGCAGAGAAAUACAGCGACAUAAUCAGAAACAGUUAAAAAGACACUUUGUGAAACUUUGUGUUGGCACAGUAUAAUGCAGUACAGUAUAGGUAGAGUGAGGUCAUUGGAAGGGUUAUUGCACAGUAAUAAAUAUAAAUAUUGUACCAGUUUGCACAAUUAUUGUCCAGAAAAAAGUUGCACAAUGUAACUAUAGAAUAGAUAUAUAAUAAUGCACAGGGUUUGCACAAAUAUUGUACAGAGGAGAUUACUACGUAACUACUGAUGCAGUGGAUGAGUGAAUGUAGUGGGAGGUAGAUAGCAGUUCGGAUUGUAUAGUCUUACAGCAGCAGGUAGGAAAGACCUGCGAUCUCUCUCCUUCACACAGCGAGGGUGGAUCACUCUGCUACUGAAGCUGCUCUCCAGAGCAGACAGUGAGUCCUCCAGUGGGUGAGAGACCUGGUCCAUGAUGGAUGUGCGUUCAGCCAGGACCCUCCUCUCACCCACCUCCUGCACCGUGUCCAGAGUGCAGCCCAGGACAGAGCUGGACUUCUUGAUGAUCCUGUCCAGUCUCUUCCUGUCCCUCUCUGUGAUGCUGCCCCUCCAGCAGACCGCACUGUACAGGAUGGCUGAUGCCAUCAUAGUCAUAGAAGGUCUUCAGGAGUGGCCCCCUCACUCCAAAAGACUCAGUCUCCUUAGCAGCUCUCAUGUUUCACAACGUGGGUGCCAUAUAUUGUUUAUUUAUCACCUGCCUUCAACAGACCUCAGCUUUCCAAAACAAGUCUCCAACACACAGUGACUGGUUGCGCUGUUGUUCACAUCAACCGUUGCCAAGCAUUAGAAAUUCUAGGACACACGUAUGAGUUCAUGUGCAUCUGAGGCUGGUGGAAAGUCACAGUUGACAAGAGGAGGGGCAGCUACUGGUGCAGGUCUGCUUCACGGGCUCCAUCACACAGGCAACAGGCGCAGAAAUGAUCUCAGCAACGUCCAGCACCGUGGAGAUGGUUCCACAAGAAAAACGUCAAGCGAACAUAGAGGAUUAUGUGGAGGAUAAGAACUCAGGACGACUGGGAUGCUUCGGUUGGCUGCUGGUUAUCCUGUCCUUCCUCUUUGUCCUAGCAACCUUCCCAAUCACGCUGUUCUCGUGUGUGAAGAUAGUGAACGAGUACGAGCGAGCUGUGAUUUUUAGACUUGGACGGAUCAUAUCGAAGAAGCCUAAAGGACCAGGGCUUUUCUUCAUUCUGCGCUGCACUGACACCUUCGUGAAGGUCGAUCUAAGAACUGUGUCCUUUAACAUCCCUCCACAAGAGCUUCUCACCAAGGACUCGGUGACGGUGUGUGUGGACGGCGUGGUGUAUUUUAGAGUGUACUGCCCCAUCUCAUCUGUGGCUAACGUCGCCAAUGCCAACGCAUCUACGCAUCAACUGGCUCAAACCACACUAAGGAAUGUGCUCGGUACCAAAAACCUGUCAGAACUGUUGUCUGACAGAGAGGAUCUUUCACACAGCAUGCAGGAAGCUCUGGAUGAAGUCACAAAGGUGUGGGGCAUCAAGGUGGAGCGUGUGGAGAUCAAGGACGUGAAGCUGCCUCUGCAGCUGCAGAGAGCCAUGGCAGCAGAGGCGGAGGCCAGUCGGGAGGCCAGGGCUAAGAUCAUUGCUGCAGAGGGAGAGGUCAAGGCCUCCCGAGCGCUGAAGGAAGCAUCUCUGGUCAUUGCUGAGUCGCCCUCCGCUCUACAGCUGCGAUAUCUACAGACCCUCAGCACCAUCUCAGCAGAGAAGAACUCAACCAUCAUCUUCCCUCUGCCCAUAGAUAUCCUGCAGGGCUUCAUGCAGAGUAAAUGAUGAACACUAGCGUGAAGUAAGUCUACUUAAGCCUGAUACAGUUAUCAUUUACUGCUCAACUAUUUUCAUGUCAUUUAAUACUUAAGUACAAAGUGCAAACGUGGACAUCAGUGCCUCAUAAUCACAGGGUUUCACAAGAUAAGCUACAGCUGCAGUUCUGCAGGAGGACAGUUAAAUAAAUAGGACUUAAACAAGUAAGGUAGAAUAAUGAGUAACAAGCUUUCAUUGGACAAUGACAAUAUUUACAACAGAAAUGAUGUAAACAAUGAGCAGAGAUAGACACCAGACACUGGACUGGUGCAUCACCCUGGAUGUAAACUGUAAACCAAGAAACAUUCAGUAAACAAACAUGUCACUUCCAUGAGACAAAGAGUCAACGAGUGCAAGUAAAAGACCUGAUGAUGGUUUUAGAACACUCAAAAAUCGACCAGUGACUGAAAACCGAGAGUGAAACAAACUCACCUACAACCAGGGCUUGCUGAAGCCGAUUUCCCCCUUUUAACAUUCCUCAGCUGGUUUUCUUGUCAGAUAAAAAUUUGGGUUCAAGGUCAAAUUAUGGAUACAGGUCAAAACCAGAAAUUCAGCUCGUUGUCAUUGUGUUAAAUAACACAGGCCCAAAGACCUUUUGUAUUAGAGCAACCUCAUUUUACUCAGUGACACCUCAGCAGGGAACAGCCCAGAUGUGGAGCAGUAGCAUCGAUUUAGUAGACGAUUUGUUCUUAACUCAAAUGUCCUGUGAACAACAAAACCAAGCUUUGCCACUUUGCUACAUUCAAAGGGGUCAGAUACCGUUUUUACUGAUUGCACGAUGCUAUUCAAGAUUUAGACAAAAUUGUUCAUCUAUCCAAUUUCACUCAAAGAAAAA
Molecule: messenger RNA, 4734 nt
Organism: Betta splendens (Siamese fighting fish)
Lineage: Eukaryota; Metazoa; Chordata; Actinopteri; Anabantiformes; Osphronemidae
Product: stomatin-like
Exons: 9
Coding region: 3000-3869 (289 amino acids)
Cellular component (GO): plasma membrane
Source: RefSeq, a predicted model, not a curated record